Molecule: messenger RNA, 4560 nt
Organism: Amoebophrya sp. A120
Lineage: Eukaryota; Dinophyceae; Syndiniales; Amoebophryaceae
Source: the annotation of a GenBank genome assembly
AGCGGUAUACAAGUUGCUGCAAGUACCUACUCACACAAAGUGUUUAGCAAGUUGUAGCUCGCUCCGGCUCAGUAAAAAGCGUCUACUUGACCCUCUUUUUGGAUUUUCAUUUUGCGUUGCAAUACAAACCUUGUUACUUGAUUCUUCUUGUGCCCCAGCACAAACAAGCGGUGACAACCCAAAACACGUGAAAAUGACUUGGAACAGACCAGCGCGCUCACCAGGCCUGCCGGGACGAAAAUUCGCACGCAGGAGUACAACUGAAGGACACAGUUCGACAUUCUCCAAAAUGUCUUUUGUCGCUUCCUCGAUAGGAACAGCAGCUCCUGCGCGGUUCAUUUUCUCUCUACUACUUUCUACUCCGUUUAUUUCAAGCCCACAACAUUUCCUCGUCAGCGGUGCUCGCCCGAACGUCCUGCUUCGCGAUCCUGUCGCCAGAGACCUACAACAUGGGGAGCAUGGACAGAUGCGUCCUGGAGAUGUUGAAGAUUUCCACUCGGACGACGACGUGGCAAAAAUCGAGCAACACGAGGACCAUCGCCGGCGGGACGAUUUUUGGUUACCGAAGGUGAAAGAAGCGGCACCCUACAAGCUGACGCACCCGGACGGCACGACCCGUUUGUUCAGCCCGUCUUUGAUAGUCAAGACGAUUGGGGACAACAAGCUCGCGGAAUUUUCCUACGAGCAGUGGUAUGAGAAUGCACAACUCCCCCUCCUCCUUAUGUUCAGUAUGCCAUAGACAGCAAUAGAAACACCAGCAAACAUCGAUCCUGUGCAUGACAAGUUUACGCACCGAGUGGAGUAUUCUUUGGGCUUGCGAAAUUUGUCAUGCAAACGGUGCCACAAGGCAGCAAACGGAACUUGGCAUUUUUGCAUGACAAACAAGGGGAAGGGGAGGACGUUGUGCAUUCUCAUAAGUGGCAGCAAUUCGACAGCGUGGAGGCAUUGAAGCGGGCCGUUUUGGGGUGGAAGUUUGUUGACCAAGGAGAUCAAAAACCGGCGGGAGAUGUUGAAAACAAGGGUGAGAAAAAGAAUUCUACGACAGGAAGAAGUCAACAUCUUCAAGCUGACGCGGAGGGGGCCCGGGACGUGUCAUCAUCAAGCGACAGCCGGUGGGAACCCUCUGGUAAAGAUACAGCCCUACAACCAGUAUCAACUUCAGCUUCUUCUUCAUCGUCUUCAGCAGCGCCUGCCCGGGAGCAGCCCCACCAGGACCAGGGGCCAACAUCAGUGCGUAAAAAUAAAUCUAAACAAUUGCGAGGAGCACCUCGUCGCUUGUACGAUUCCAAUCCGAAUUUUCUGAAACUGCUCCUACCAAAACCGAAGGAAGAAGACCCAAAUCCGAAAAAACAACAAGCAGUCCCGAAGACGGCAAAAAAGAUGAGCAGUCCUGGAAUCGCAGCUGCUUUGUUUUUGAGAAGCGAACUGAAGGGCAGAGAAACGGACCAGGACCGAAAGUACCUAUCGAGUUGGCUGCAGGCGUCGGAGGCUGUUUUGGAGAAGCGGAACUUCGUUUUGGAGAGUACGUUGCAAUUGGAGGAGGAAGUCAUGAAGCUUGUCGUGAAGAAAGAAUUGGAGUACGAGAAAAUGAAGGCCACGCCAAGGAGGGUAUUCAAUAGACGAGUCGCCAGCAAUGGUGGUGCUUCAACUUCGGAGCCCUCAACAACAACCUCCGCUGGUGGUGUUCAAGAACAGCAACACGAGAGUGGAGCUGCCAACCCCAACCCGUGGUCUGCAACAGAUCAAUCGCCACGACCGUCCUCUUCGGAGGUCCGAGAAGCGCCAGUGCUUGCAAGAAAGAAGGAACGAGAAAAACCGGAGCCUACCUUCAUCUCCCUGACCGCUGUUCGGCUGAUGAAGCCGCCUCUGUAUUUGCUGGUGGAUAAUGACCUUGGAAUGCAAAAUGUGGAAACUGUUUUGGGCGAGACCUUGCUCAAAAAAAUGCUUUCCGCAAUUCAGGAUGACCUUCUUGCGAGCGCAAUAGAAGAUCUCGCGAUGGUAUCACCUUCUUCAAACGGUAGUUUUUUCGGGGAUGCUGGUGCCGCGGCUGAGAAUGGAGCAGAGCAGCAAGACGAGGCGGCACAGGACAGAGCAGCUCUCGCGUUGAUCCUCCGCUUGCGAGAGCAGGAAUUAUGGACUCCGCUGGAACGACAGCGCAACACGCCAGCGACCAUGGGCUACUUGGAAGUACCUGCGGACACUGUGGAGGAUUCUCUAUUGCUGCAUUUGCUGGAACAGAAGCUCGGCUUGGUUUUAAAUGCGGCGGAUUAUGCGGAGCCAAGGGAGCAUGUUUUUUCGGAUGAACAUGUGGGAGGAAGAGCAAACUCAAACGUCCUUGUGUUUUCUCCUCCUCCUCUCGAAAAAUACCCUUUCGGCGAAGGAAAAGCACGAACGAGUGGCGGCGGGGAGGAUGGGAGUGUCAGUCAUUACGGGCCGCCAGCUUCUCCAGGCGGUAGUACUAGUGGAGCACGCGCCGGACUACAACCUGGGGCUCCUGCGCCAGAAGCAGCUGGUACAGCAAAUCACGCAGUUCUUGACACGACUUCCACUCUAUCUCCCGGCGCCGAAAAUCCUAAGGAUGAGGCUUCUGUACCCUCCACCUGGCCUUCCCUUCCUAUUCAGCUUCACGGUUGGGAGACGAAAAUCAUCAAAACGAACGCUUCUUCACAAAGUCAUACGUUCAGAUACUCCAACCCUUCGGACGCGAUCAAUUCUCCGAUCAGUGUCGCGAGUUUUCCGGCUUUGCAACUAGAAUCCAACUGGAUUCAAGUGGUGCAAGACUUCCUCACCGAGCCUGUAAGGUCUCGGAACGGCUAUCAAAUGUAAAAGUGUCUGGGUCUGGAAGAGUCAUGCUGUUUUUGCAUGACACAGAAGGUCUGGCAUGGAAGUUCUAGCAUCACAGGUCUCGAGAAGCUUCCGCAAUGCCGAAUUCGCAUGAGAAAUCCCCGACUUUGGUGACAGAAAGUCAGCAGCUUUUGCUACCUAUGCAUGAGAGAUUUUUCUGUGUUCUAAAAUGCGCAUCACAAGUUCGGAUCCUUCCAGACCCAGACAUUUUUGCAUUUCAUAACGGCCGCGCGCGCUCGAAUCCACGUUAUGUGCGCUUUAUCCUGUGCAAAAGUAUCGUACUCGUACAAAUGCAAGUCUUGCAUUACAAACAUUUUUCUUGAGGUAAAUCGGCAUUACAAAUUUCAUUCCUCAUGCUGAGGAAAUUUGUGAUGCAUUUAUACGAGUACGAUACUUUUGCAGUUCAUACGCUUCUGGGUGGAGGAUGUCCUCGUCGUGGACGAGGAACCAACUGCCACUACUGUUUCAUCCCCCUCCAGAAGCAAGAUUGUCUUCCUUGAGGUUUCUCACCAUUACCAGUACCCCGACCACCACCUCUACUUGGGUACUUACCCGUCUGUCUCCGUCCGGUUUGUGUUCUGGUUUGAACUCGAAAUGAAAUUGAAAAAUCCAUGCAGUGCUUCUAUUAUAACGUCGACGGCAGCUUCUUCCGUUUUACACAACAACUCCACCAGCACGAUGCUCGAUAUGCAUUGCAAAAGUAUCGUACUAGUAUAAAUCGCAAUACAAAUUGGCUCAGCAUUAGAAAUGGAAUUUGUAAUGCUGUUUUACCUUGGGAAGAAGAUUUGUCAUGCAUAUUUGCAAUUACUACGAGGACGAUACUUUUGCACAGGAUAUUCGAGCGCGAACUCCAAAAACGUGUUCGGGAAGCGAAAUUGCAGCUGUCCAGCCUGUAUCAAAUGCAAAAAUGUCUGGGUCUGGAAGAAUGCAACGUUUGUCAUGCACGUUUUGCAUGACGCAUGAGGUCUGUGAUGCAUGCCCUGGCAUCACAGAUUCUUUGGGAUCUUUGCCAUGCCUUUUCCGCAUGAGAAACUGCCCCUCGGCUUGCUCAAAAGUGGGCAGCUUUGUUGGUAAUCAUGCAACACAAAUUUUUGCAUGAUUCCGAAUUAGCAUGACAAGUUGCACUCUUCCAGACCCAGACAUAUUUGCAAUGCAUAGCCUGGAAGUCACCUUCAGUCAGGAUUUCCAGCCUCACCCUAUCCAGGAGGCGUCGAACGCGGUGAAAGUAGAAUUCAAAGUGCCAGAAGGGUUCGGACCUCCGGAGACGGUAGCAGCUGUGCACAGCGAUGCAGGAGCUUCGCGGACGUGAGGAAGCUGCGCGGGACCUCAAGUUCAAACGGCAUUCGAUAGUAUUUCGUUUUUGUCGUCUCCCCACACCACCGCCUGGAUAGCCCAGCGGAGGACUAGCAGGCUCUGAUGAUGAUGUGAUGUAGUAUCACUGAAGUGUAGUGUGGGUGAAAGGAAUAGUACUUCCAGCACGAAAUCGUCAAAGAUUGACAGUUUUGAUAAUCUUGAUCUUUUGGCCUAACUUCUUCCUCCUUCGUCGAUGAUGAUCGUGACGGGAAAGAACACUGCAGGAGAAGAAAAGCUGGAUGAUAUGUAACUAUCAUCAGGGAGGCUCGAGCUCGAGGACCCUCGUAGCUCCCACGGCCGCCAGCAGACUGUUUGUCCUUAUGAUACCACAACCACGGUGAGGAUGACCGUCGUGAUUUUGAU